This is a messenger RNA of Capronia coronata CBS 617.96, 1686 nucleotides long. RefSeq lists its product as uncharacterized. NCBI's taxonomy places the organism in Eukaryota, Fungi, Ascomycota, Eurotiomycetes, Chaetothyriales, Herpotrichiellaceae. The record is from RefSeq and is a predicted model, not a curated record. Gene Ontology annotation, biological process: regulation of DNA-templated transcription. The transcript has a single exon. Gene Ontology annotation, cellular component: nucleus. Gene Ontology annotation, molecular function: zinc ion binding. The coding region runs from base 1 to 1686 and encodes 561 amino acids.
AUGAGUGGCGACGUACAGUCAUGGGCACUGCCGCGGCUGCAACGUCUGCUUCCCAUCGACGACGGCUCGCUGAAAGAAAUCGUCACUUAUACAUGCAGUCUCUCAAAGCCCGCGGCUGCAGACCAUUUGAAGAACCUACUGGGAGACUCACCGCAAGCACUUGAAUUUAUCUCAUCAUUCAACGCCCGACGAUCAAACGUCCCGCCCGAGCAGGCUUCCUCACUGGCCACCGGCACUUCAGAUGGAGCUGCAUCUCCAAGGAAGAAGGCAACGAAGAAAUCAAAGCCUCCACUUCACUCUACGGGCCCUGCUCGCCGCCCCGAAGGUUACGGAAACGUGACGGGCGGCUACAAGAAACACUAUGACGAUGAAAACUACUCGUCUUCAACACCGAGACCGUCCUCACAAGAUCGGAAUAUUCCUUUUCUCUCUAGUGCCCCCGAAGCGCGACAAGCACCUCAUACUACUGCAGGCAUAGUCUCAGGCUCAACCUCUCGUGACGCCUCGCCAGCCAAAUCGUCACAUAAGCUGCCUCCGUCGGCUUCUGGCCAGCUAAUAUCCGACUUUGGAUUUGCCAAUGUGCGGGCAAAGCAGUCUAAAAAGCCCGCGCACCCUACCCACUCGCAGGCACAGUCGCAGUCUGGCGCUUCUACACCAAAUAAGGGUGGUGUCACGAUGACAACAACGACAAGCGUGGCUGACUUGACCUCAGCCAUUGCCGCUCUGGAGCUGGCUACAAAUCCGACCUUGUCCACGAAGAGGAGAAGAUGUGAUUGCAACGCUUCGAUACACCCUCUGUUCACCACCGCACCGAACUGCAUAAACUGUGGAAAGAUCAUCUGUGCUUUCGAAGGGCUCCAGCCCUGUUCGUUUUGCGACUCGCCCCUCCUGAGCAAAGACCAAGUCAACGAUAUGAUCAAGGCGUUGAAAGAGGAACGAGGAAUCGAGAAAAUGGCGGCCCACAAUGCUGCCCAAUCUCAAUCGGGCAAGGGCACCCCAGUCUUCGGUGGCUCGACACCAGACAGCGCUUCUGGGGAUGAGCUGUCCUCUGCAGCAUCGCGAGCACGUGCGCAUCGAGACAAGCUGCUGGCGUUUCAACGAGAAAACGCACAACGAACUCGGGUGUAUGACGAAGCGGCGGACUACGAUAUGAGCUUGACACCAGGCGCCACGCAGUGGAUGAGUCCCGUCCAGCGGGCAGCGGCACUGAAGAAACAGCAGAAGUAUCUGCGGGAGCUGGAGGAGGCCAACCGUCCGGAAUGGGAAAAGAAGAGGACGGUGAUGAGCAUGAGUAUCCGGAAUGGAAAACUAGUCAGAACAUACGGGCGCGAAAAGGCCCCGUCGUCAGAGGACAAGGAAGAUUCCGUGCAUGCCGAUGAGGAUGACGGCGACGAGCAUGAGGGUGACGACGAGCAUCAACACCUCAGUAUAGGAGGCAAAGGCGCCUUCAGCAACAAUCCUCUGUUGGCGACUGGGAAGCUCAUCCGUCCUAUAUGGAAGGCACCGGAACAAACCAGCGAAGGCAAGAGUGCCGAGUCGGACGGGCAUGUCCCUAGGAAGAGCGUGUGGCGGAGAGUGCAAGAUGAUAAUGAAGAUAAUGAGCAAUGGAUUCUGGACGGAGGGCUACACGGAUACGGGACGGAGAGCAGGUUGAUGGAGGACGGAAGUCAACAGGAGUGUGGGUGA